Molecule: messenger RNA, 1515 nt
Organism: Ruditapes philippinarum (Manila clam)
Lineage: Eukaryota; Metazoa; Mollusca; Bivalvia; Venerida; Veneridae
Product: chaoptin-like
Exons: 1
Coding region: 1-1515 (504 amino acids)
Molecular function (GO): protein binding
Source: RefSeq, a predicted model, not a curated record
AUGUCUAAAAACUGGGAAAACGUAAUUGAACUUCAGUUACAGGAAAGUGAUUAUGAUCUAAAUUCAAAAAUCAUUUUUAUGGAGAAAUGUUUCAUCGGAUUAAAAUCACUUCGAGCAUUACACAUCAAUCUAGUGAAACAGAUUGAACUAGAUUCGGAUGUAUUUGUUGGACUUGACAAUUUAAAAUUCUUAGACUUGAGUGAAUGCGUUUAUUUAAAUCAAACUGUACUUGUAGCAAGUAUUAAAGGAUCAAAUAAACUUCCAAGUCUAGAAAAUUUGAAGGCAUCAAAAAUAAAUAACUACAAUGGAGGAAUUGAAUUUGACACAAAAUUUGCCGAAGGACUUAGUGAUAAAAGAAUAACAUCUUUAGAUUUAAGUGAUACAAUAAUCAUACAAUUAAAUACAACUGCUGUUAUGCAUUACAUAGAAAAAUUGGAAACUGUGAAUGUAUCUAACUGUAGAAUAUCAAAAACAAUAACUGAUAAUGAUACUGAAAUGCAAAAGUUGAAGAAUAUCAAUAUCUUAGAUAUGAGUCAUGUACCAUUAUCUUGGUUAAUUCCAACCAUAAAAUUUGUCAACAAGACAUGGAAAUAUUCCGACUUUCCUAAACCAUGGAAUUAUCUUUUUUAUCCUAAAAUAGUCAACAUGACUUCCCGUAUUUCAGAUCAAGGAUCAAUUCAUACUGUAAACUGCACAUACAUAAUUAAUGUACCAUUUCAAUGGAAAAGUGAAGAAUUGAUAAUAAAGAAAAAUAAUGUUAAACAUUUAGAUCUUAAGAUGGAAUGCUCCAGACAUAAAGUUGUUACUAUAAAGCACGUAGAUGCAGCUGGAAACCAAAUGGAAUUUCUCCAUCCUAGUAUAUUAGAAUGUACCCCUUACAUUGAAAAGCUUGACUUGUCAAACAACAAAUUACAUAAAAUGGCAAAAGAAAACCAUCUUUUGUUUCAGCAACUGUUCAAAUCACUUUCUCGUCUAAAGAUAAUUAACUUAUCAUUUAAUCGCCUUCAAGUUAUACCGGAAAAAAUGUUUACUGAAAAUCGUGGCCUUGAACUGAUAAACUUUUCUCAUAAUGAUCUGGAGCAAGUGACAUUCACAUUAAAAUAUCUGUACAAACUGAAGGCUCUUAAUCUUCAGUAUAACAGGAUAAAAAUCUUAAACUCUCUUUCCAUCGAUAACAGCAUACUCAACAGCAUACUCAACUUACUUGGAAACACAACAUGGACUUUGGAUCUUGGGAAUAACCCUAUAUCAUGUUCAAAAUGCGAAGCAAAACAAUUUAUCUACUGGUUAACAUAUACGAACUCUGUGAGUAUUUCCACAACAAAUCUUGCUUGUACUACCUUAAAGAAUACAAGACGGAAAAUAGAUAAAAGUACAUUAGAUGAUGUCAACAACAUUUGUAAACAGAAGGUCAUGAUUAUAUCAACCACUUUAUCUGUGGGAUUUACUUUUGUUAUUGUUUUAAUAGUCAUAAUGGUUGUAUACAAACGUCGUAAACGAGCUACUAAAGAAUGA